AUGCAUGAUAACGGCGCUUACAUGUGGCACACGAUGACGAACACUUGUAUGACAUAUGACCUUCACCAAAGCAAACCAUACACAGACGAUGGGUGCAUACGACCUUAUAUCGUUCAUCGACAGACAAGGCCUAAUGAUUUGUUGUCAAUCCUGUCCGAUUUGAAUUUGCUGACAGAGUUUCCGGUAAGGUUGGAUGUUGAGAUCCGAACGUUAGUAGUGGAUAUUAAGGCCGUGUGGAAUGAAGCGCAACCGGCUUUAGGUGUGAGCGUUGGUACCGUCCAGCGAGUGACGUAUGAGACCACUGGUGACAAUUCGAGUACUCCCGCUGGGUCGUCCAAAGUUGAUCCAACACCAUAUGCGCCUUCACCUUUGUCACCUACGAGACUACCUGAAAUCCCCCUACCAUAUUUCGACGGUGAAUGCCAGAAUUGGCCAGCCUUUAGGGACUUAUUCGGAAAUUUGGUAGCCAAUAAUGACAAGAUUAUUGAUGUAACUAAGUUUUAUUAUUUAAUCGGUUGUCUUCACCCUGAUCCUCAGGAAGUGAUCAAAGGGUUUUCCAUUUCGAACGAGUCUUUCUCCCUCGCUUGGGAGGCGUUGACCGAACGCUAUGACAAACCGCGCAGGUUGGCGUCGUCAAUCAUUGACAAAUUGAUAAACGCUCCUGCCGCAAGUUCGGAGAAUCAUGCUGCUCUGCAGAAGUUCCUGUCAGUGUUUGAUGAAAAUAUUGCGAUCUUGGAAUCGCUUCAGAUUCCAGAUUUAGCCUCGUUCCUGUUGUUUUCAUUAGCUGCUCGGUGCUUACCCACAUUUUCUAGACGUCAGUUCGAGUCUGAGUGUUUCGGAAUAUAA
Molecule: messenger RNA, 846 nt
Organism: Myzus persicae (green peach aphid)
Lineage: Eukaryota; Metazoa; Arthropoda; Insecta; Hemiptera; Aphididae
Exons: 1
Coding region: 1-846 (281 amino acids)
Source: RefSeq, a predicted model, not a curated record